UAUCUAUGAGCUCCACUAAAUAAUUCUUCCUGAAUCUGGACUGGAUGUACCGAAGCUUCAACAGUGCAUCCAUCACAACUUUACUGGACUAAAACAUUAUUCGUUAAAUAUUCGUGUCCGGAUAAACUCGUUUUAAUGCACGUUAAAGCUUGUCCGCCUAGUUUAACUGACUUUAGCAAAAGCUUGCUAGCGGCUAACAAAGAGACGCCAAGUUAUAAACACAUCUCUCAGUUGAUUGACUGUAAAAGUGUUGAUAAUGUGUGCAAAAAGUGUGAAGGAAGAACAGUACGAGGAGGAAAUUUCUCGGACAAAAGAGACAGAACGACAACGAGUGAACGCUGUGAUCAAGCAGCCUGAUGAGUUAUUACACGUAGCAGACCGCGGAGAAAAUCAUCAUCCAAAGUUCGUCAAGAAGGAAAAGGAGCCACAUUCGCCUGACAUUAAAAAAGACGGCGAGCCGGAGCUGCCGCACGUUAAAGAUGAAGAGCGGGAGGACGAAACGGAGUUCCCGUUGACUGUCGUCAUCGUGGAGAGUGAAGAAGCUGACGGAGACAGCUGUGAAGGAUCACAAUCGGACGGCCUUUUAGCUCCACUCACAGAUAGCGACGACAUAACCUCACACUCGUCUAAUGAGGAUGAUGGUGAUGAACACUCGAAAGGUGAUAGCGCUGACAGAAAAUGCAUCAAAUGUUCUUACUGUGGGAAAACCUUUCACAGAAAGUCAUUGUUGAAAACGCACACAAGAACACACACGGGAGAAAAGCCUUUUGCCUGCGCAGUUUGUGGGAAAAGGUUCUCUUUAAAGACAAAUUUAACCACGCACGCGAGGACACACACAGGAGAAAAACCGUUUAUCUGCUCAGUUUGUGGGAAAAGAUUCACAACAAAGGGGAGUUCAGAAAGACACGCAAAAACGCACACCGGUGAAAAACCUUUUGCCUGCUCGGUUUGCGAUAAAAGGUACUCGAGAAAGGGACAUUUAAAAGAGCACACAAAAACACACACUGGAGACAAACCUUUUGCCUGCUCGGUGUGCGGUAAAAGAUUCACGCAAAGUGGUGAUUUAAAGAUACACACCAGAACACACACGGGAGAAAAACCUUUUGCCUGCUCAGUUUGUGGGAAAAGAUUUGCAAAAAAGACUAAUUUAACAGCACACACAAGAACACACGCUGGCGAGAAACCAUUCAGUUAGCGCGCGUGUGUGAUAAGAUUCCGUUUUGGGCCUCAGGUUAAGAGACGAACGAGUGUGCGGUCAAUGAAGCUGCAGAAUAAAGUGAAGAAACUCAG
This is a messenger RNA of Phyllopteryx taeniolatus (common seadragon), 1290 nucleotides long. RefSeq names its product gastrula zinc finger protein XlCGF17.1-like. The transcript is spliced from 2 exons. NCBI's taxonomy places the organism in Eukaryota, Metazoa, Chordata, Actinopteri, Syngnathiformes, Syngnathidae. Gene Ontology annotation, biological process: regulation of transcription by RNA polymerase II. The coding region runs from base 257 to 1195 and encodes 312 amino acids. The record is from RefSeq and is a predicted model, not a curated record. Gene Ontology annotation, molecular function: RNA polymerase II cis-regulatory region sequence-specific DNA binding; DNA-binding transcription factor activity, RNA polymerase II-specific. Gene Ontology annotation, cellular component: PcG protein complex; transcription regulator complex.